Molecule: messenger RNA, 2378 nt
Organism: Pseudoliparis swirei
Lineage: Eukaryota; Metazoa; Chordata; Actinopteri; Perciformes; Liparidae
Gene: asb6
Product: ankyrin repeat and SOCS box containing 6
Exons: 8
Coding region: 398-1708 (436 amino acids)
Biological process (GO): intracellular signal transduction; protein ubiquitination
Cellular component (GO): BRCA1-BARD1 complex
Molecular function (GO): protein binding
Source: RefSeq, a predicted model, not a curated record
GUAGCCCGCAGUGCUGGAAGUUACUAGUCUACUCCCACAUGAUUUGUCCUUUAUUAUGCUGCCGAAACUCUACUGAAAGCAACGUUAGCCUCUUUCUUUCUACAGGACACAAACAAUUUAAUAAAGCCAAUAGAAUGAUACAAAAAGGGUGUUUAUUUUAAGCUGGAAUCGACCCUUGUUUUUUUCUAAAGGGACAGAGCGGCAAGAGGAACCCUCGCCGCCCUCUUGUGCAGUAAAGGGGAAUGAAAACACCGUCGGACUGACGUAAUUGACGUAACGACGUCAGCGGAGCUUCCGGUUGUGAAGAGAUACAACUGUCGCGAGUGUCUGAGUGAGUUUAUUACAACUUACCUUGUUAAAGUUUUGGCCUCCAAGAGGGGUGAAGAGUGGAGGAGCCAUGCCUUUCCUCCAUGGGUUUCGUAGGAUCAUUUAUGAGUAUCAGCCACUGGUAGAUGCUGUCAUGAGUGUCGUUGGGCUGGAGGAAGCAGACAGUAGUGACAAGGACAGAGUCAGGAGCCCUGGGGAUCGGUCUGCUGUUUGUGGCUCUCUAGCGCAGCUCCUGGAGCGCGAGUCCCAGUCCGACAUGUUCGUGGAAGGCAUCGGCUACGCUCUGUUUAAGGUGGCAGAGCGGGGACUGGUGAAAGCAGCUGAAAUCCUCCUACGCUUUGGAGCUGAUCUCAAUUUUGAAGACCCAGUGUCUUACUACAAUCCUCUACACAUAGCGGUGUUGAGGAACAAGCCAAACAUGGUGAGGCUGCUGGUCGGGCAUGGAGCGAGUGUUGAAAGGAGAGACAGGAUCCAUGAGAGCAGUCCUUUGGAUCUUGCCGGUGAGGAGUCAGAGAGGCUCACCUGCCUGCUCACCCUGCUGGACCUGGGUGCUGAUGUGAAUGCAAUGGAUAAACAUGGAAAAUCCCCUCUGCUCCAUGCGUUGGCGAGCAGCGAUGGACUCACUGUGCACAACACGGAGAACAUCAAGCUUCUACUCCAGAGAGGUGCCGACGUUAAUGCUGCUACUGUCGACGGUGACACAGUCGAGUCGUCCUUGGUGUUUCUGGUGAAGGAGGCUCUGGAGGCCAACACAGAGGACGCUGCGGAGAUCGGUCACUUCUGCGUGAAAACCACGCAGCUCCUGCUGGCUCACGGCGUGGACCCCAGCUGCUGCCUGAAUGAGGACGGCGAGCCCUCCCUGACGCAGACGAGCCUGGAGCACUUUGACCUGCUCUUCCCUCUGGCCGUGCUCCUAAUCCAAAGCGGAGCCUCUUUCGUUUGCUCCUAUCACGGCGAGUCCUGUUGGUCAGGUCACAGCCUUCUUUUCCAGCGGCUGCAAACGGCGCUGCAGCAGUGCUCGGACCGAAGGCACAAUUCUGAGCUUCUGGAGCAAGCGGAGGUGUUGCUCGACUUCGCGAGGGUCGACGUCCCCUUGCUGCAUCUGCCGCUCGGACUGGAGCUCCCUGUGGCCGGUGGGGACCCUCACCCCUACGCUCAGGCUCUGGCAGACCUGCACGACCGCGUAGUACAAGCGAGCCCUCCUGCUCUCCGAUGCCUUUGUAGGGCCUUCAUAAGGAGCCACCUGCAGCCGUGGCCCCUGGCAGGCAGAGUCAAAGCCUUGCCAUUACCCGACAGACUGAAAGACUUUAUUCUCCCUGAACACACAUACACCCCAAAGCCUGGCUGGGACCGCUUCAAGCCCCAACAUAGCCAGCGCUGACGAUGUCGCGCUGUAAUAAUGUGUACAACAUUUCUGACCAUAAAUGAGCCUAAAAACUAAAAAAUCAUUGAGGCCUUUUUGUGUUGUUGUCCGUGUGAAAAUGAACAGACACAUGUGGAUAUAUUUACUUUAUGACACAAAGGUAUGCCUGUAAAAAUGACCUUGACUGAGUUCUCACUGGUUUGAUUUAACUCCUGGACAGUUGGAAUCAUAUUGGUGUGUUCCGGGAUCUGCAAUACCAAUAAGAGCCACCAGAUGGCAGUGUUGAUCUUGCGUCUCAAAAGCGCCUCAGAUGUCGGGGGUCAAAAGAUGUAGUUAUUCACAGUGCAGCCUAUUUAAGUUGUUCCAGUGCAGUAGGCUCCAUCUAUAUUUCAUCUCCUCAACGUGAUGGUGGUGCGUUGUGGUAUCCCCUGCUCAAUAUGAACCAUAUCGAACAAUGAAAGCUUGUACCAACCAGAAACCUGUGUUUGUCAACAUGUUCCAGCUUGACAAUGACCAGGCAGUGGCAGUGCAGCGCUGAAUGUGACUCAAACUUGUAAAUAAGGACAUAAUUGUUUCUAUAUUUACCUCGUGGUUGUGUUCAUCCACCAAGCACCGGUUGAGUGGAUGCUAGAAUAAAGAAGCAGGAAUAUAAUGCUGCAACACGGCAGGAAGCCUGUAGAUGCCUCGA